AUGAAACAACGGAUGGAUCCUGUGUUUCCGUGCGUGGAAGCCCCUGCGAAUCGAGUGCCGCCGCUGCAGCUACCACAGGAGCUCCUCCUGGGGGUGAUGGAGCACCUCCUGCCGCGCCCCGGUACCGGCCCCUCCAUCCUGCCGGCGUCGCACGUCGCCACGCGGACGCUCGUGGCGCUGACCCGCGUGGGCCGGGCCACCUCGGAGCCGGCACGGCGGCUGCUGCGGCGGCACUGCUUCUACCUGGACAGCCCGCGCCGUGCCGAAGCCUUCCUGCGCUACCACCACCACGACGGGCUGGACGCGGACGGGACGCCGGCGGUGUACCUGGAGGGGCUUGACGGGGCCGGAGACUACGACGCGAGGCUGGUGAGGUCGGUGGUGGGCGCGGUGGCCGGCUCGCUGCGGCGGGUGGUGCUGGUCGGCGCGGACCCGGAGGACCAGUCGAUGUGGGCAGCGCUGGCGCGAUGCCCGCAGCUGGAGAUUCGCGGGAGCGAGCUGCUGGUGGCGGUGGAGCCGGGGAGCGCGCUCUGGCACGGAUGGGCGGCCUGGCCGGGCAGGAUGAGCUGGGAGGCGCUGUCGGCGUGGGUGGGGGUUGGACCCGGGCGCGGCCUCAGGGGGCUGACUUGGCAUUGGAACGGCGGGGUGGCGGAAUGUCGCGAUGGCAGGAGGUGGGAGACUCUGAUAACGGCCGGCCCGGCGACGCUCUCCGGGGUGCGGGCUCCCGGCCCGUGA
Cordyceps fumosorosea ARSEF 2679 is the source of this 735-nucleotide messenger RNA. RefSeq lists its product as hypothetical. The transcript has a single exon. Lineage: Eukaryota; Fungi; Ascomycota; Sordariomycetes; Hypocreales; Cordycipitaceae. The record is from RefSeq and is a predicted model, not a curated record. The coding region runs from base 1 to 735 and encodes 244 amino acids.